AGAAGCGACCGACACAGACCGGCGGGGGAGGCAGGCAGGCGGCGCAAAGGAAAGGAAAAAACGGGAGGGGGGUAACAUUCAGGCAGUGUCCCGUAUUUGGAAUAACCAGGACAAGAAUACAGUUAGUCUUUUUUUUUUUUUAAGUUUAUUUUUUUCUUUUUGACGUGAAACGAGUUUCUUUGUAACCUUCAACAGAAGAGCCGCAUUUUUUUUUUUUUUUUUUUUUUACCGACUGGACUGGAAACUCCUGAAGUAACUGCAGACAAACUAAGGAGACAUUUGGUUUCUGGACGAAGAAAUGGGAUUUAAAGAACAUAUCUAGAUGCCAGCAGUGAGUUUGAGGCAAACGAGGGGGACGCAUCCCAGCAGGAAAGAAGGAAGAACUACCGUAGAGAUAUUGGAAGUGUGUGCUUACUGCGUGUCCUCUGGUGAGGCGGGGGAAAGAUGGCAUUUAGAGGGGAAGAAAAGUAGCGUUAGCGUCCGUUCCCUGGCUAGCUCCGGAGCUAAGCUAGCAGCGGGCUGCUCACUAAGCCUGUGUCGCCCUUUCAUUCCUGGAGCAGAGGAGGGGCGCUGGGGCUCUCCCUAGCACUGCGGCUCUGCCGUUGCGUUUUAGGGCUCGCUGGGAGAAUGGAGAACCUCAAAUAGCUGCCUCGGCACCAGCUCAGGGAAGACUGUUAAUUUUUUCUUUUUAAAAAGGGGCACCAACUUGAUUAUAUACUGUUCCCCCCCCUCCAGCCCUCAGAGGAGAAGAGCGGAGAGAGCUGCAGGAAUCCACCGGCCUGGGGCAGCCUGGGACUAGCCUGCUUGUUUUCUUAUGCACCCGGAGGGGAGUAGGUACAGGGGGGGCUAAAAAAAAAAAAAUAUAUCGUUCACAUCUCACCCACCUUAUGGAUACUGGAUCUGUACGGGGAGAUCAUGAAAGGGUCGGUUUUGCGAACGGAACGAGCUCCAUUGUGCCCGCAACACAAAGUUUGAAUAUUUUCAAGACAUCCUCAAGCAGCUAACAGGCCUGACUAAACAUGUCGGGAGAGGUGCGUUUGAAGAAGCUGGAGAAGCUGCUCCUGGACGGCCCAGCUCAGUCUAAUGGCCAGUGUCUGAGUGUGGAAACCCUGCUGGAUAUACUGGUGUGUCUGUACGACGAGUGCAACAACUCCCCCAUCAGAAGGGAGAAAAAUAUCCUGGAGUUUUUGGAUUGGGCCAAACCUUUCACUUCCAAAGUGAAGCAGAUGCGUCUGCACAAGGAAGACUUUGAGAUCCUGAAGGUUAUCGGAAGAGGAGCGUUCGGCGAGGUCGCGGUGGUAAAAGUGAGAAACACGGAUAAGGUCUUCGCUAUGAAGAUUCUCAACAAGUGGGAAAUGCUCAAGCGAGCAGAGACGGCGUGCUUUCGAGAAGAGCGGGACGUUUUGGUGAAUGGAGACAGCCAGUGGAUCACCACCCUGCACUACGCCUUCCAGGAUGACAACAACCUGUACCUGGUCAUGGACUACUACGUGGGUGGCGACCUGCUGACCUUGCUGAGCAAGUUUGAGGACCGAUUGCCUGAAGAAAUGGCCAAGUUCUACCUUGCUGAGAUGGUGUUGGCCAUUGACUCCGUUCACCAGCUCCACUAUGUCCACAGGGACAUCAAGCCUGACAACAUUCUGCUGGAUAUGAACGGCCACAUCCGCCUGGCUGACUUCGGCUCCUGCCUCAAGCUCAUGGAGGAUGGGACGGUCCAGUCCUCUGUGGCAGUAGGAACUCCAGAUUACAUUUCCCCCGAGAUCCUCCAGGCGAUGGAAGACGGGAAGGGCAAGUAUGGACCCGAGUGCGACUGGUGGUCCCUGGGCGUCUGCAUGUACGAGAUGCUGUACGGGGAGACUCCUUUCUAUGCAGAAUCCCUGGUGGAAACCUACGGGAAAAUCAUGAACCACAAGGAGCGAUUCCAGUUCCCACAGCAGAUAACAGACGUGUCGGAGGAAGCGAAAGAUCUGAUUCGCCGCCUCAUUUGCAGUCGGGAACACAGGCUGGGUCAAAACGGCAUCGAGGACUUCAAACAGCACCCGUUUUUCACUGGCAUAGACUGGGACAACAUUCGUACUUGUGAGGCCCCUUACAUCCCAGAAGUCAGCAGUCCUACAGAUACCUCUAACUUUGACGUAGACGACGACUGUCUAAAGAAUUCGGAGACUAUGCCUCCUCCCUCUCAUACUGCCUUCUCUGGCCAUCACCUGCCGUUUGUGGGUUUCACCUAUACAAGUAAAUGUUCCCUAUCGGACCGGGGCUGCCUCCGACAGCUGGCCGUGGAUCCGGGCAAAGCAGGGCAGGGCCAGUUGGACCUGGAAGUCCAGCGCAGGCUGGAGGACAGCCUCGCCACCGAGGCCUACGAGAGAAGGAUACGUCGCUUGGAGCAGGAGAAACUAGAGCUGAGUCGCAAACUGCAAGAGUCGACUCAGGCUGUGCAGGCCCUGCAGCACCCAACAGGCGAGGGACCAGUCAGCUCCAACAAGGAAGUGGAGAUCAGGAGCCUCAAGAGCGAGAUCGACAUUCUCAAGAAGCAGAUUGCAGACUCAGGCCAACUGGAGAAGCAGCUGGAGGACGUGACAUCAGCACGCAGGGACCUGGAGGACUCGUCCAAACACAUCAAGAGUCUGGAGAAGCAGAUGAAAAGCCUCACACAGGAGAAGGACGACUUACAGAAGGGCCUUGUGGAGGCGGCUGAGAAAAUGAAGUCCCAGUCUAAAGAGCUGAAGGAGGCCCACAGCCAGAGGAACCUGGCCAUGCAGGAGUUUUCUGAGCUCAAUGAGAAGCUGACAGAGUUUAGGUCUGCAAAGCAGCGCCUGGUUCGCCAGCUGCGCGACAAGGAGGAGGAGAUGGAGAGCCAGAAUCAGAGGGUGGAGGCUCUCCGCCUUGAGGUGCGAAAGGCUGAGAGGGCCAAGAAGGAGAUGGAGGUUCAGGCUGAGGAGCAAGCCGCCGAGGCUCAGAAAGAGAAAAAGCUGAGAGAGCGCAACGAGCAGUACAGCCGCCAGCUGGAGGAGGAACUGGAAGGACUUAAGGUGAAGCAGGUUGGCUCUCCGGCCGCUCCGGCUUCAGCUGACCAGACGCAGGAGAUGGGGCGUCUGCGAGCAGAGAUGGAGAAGAAGACGCUGCUGUACGAGGAGGAGCUGGCGCGCAGAGAGGCUCAGCACAGCACCGAGCUCAAGGCGCUGCGCAAAGAGCUGAGGGACGCCGAGAGCCAGCAGCUCAACCUGCAGAAAGAGAUCCUGAUGCUGAAAGACAAACUGGACAAGAUCCGCCGGGAGAGUGGUGAUACUGUGAGCCAAAACGAGCGUGAAGAGUUUGAGACGGAGUACAAGCAGAAAUAUGAGCGUGAAAGAAUCCUCCUCACUGAGGAGAAUAAGAAGCUGUCCAGUGAAUUAGACAAGUUGAGCGGGAUGUUUGAGAAGGUGAGCAGCUCCAACGAGCAGCUGGAGGAACAGAUGAGGGAGCUGGCUGACAAAAAGGAGAGCGUGGCCCACUGGGAGGCCCAGAUCACCGAGAUCAUCCAGUGGGUGAGUGAUGAGAAGGACGCUCGGGGUUACCUUCAGGCUUUGGCCACUAAGAUGACCGAGGAGCUGGAGGGUUUGAGAAACACCAGCCUUGGAGCGAGAGCGACGGACAUGCCAUGGAAGAUGCGUCGCUUUGCCAAGCUGGACAUGUCGGCUCGUCUGGAGCUGCAGUCGGCGCUGGACACGGAGAUCAAAGCCAAGCAGAGCAUUCAGGACGAGCUGAAUAAAGUCAAGACAGACGGCAUUUCCACCGAAUGUAAACUGAAGGAGGUGGAGAGUAAAAACCAGGAGCUGCUGGCUGAGAUCGAGCGGCUGAAGAAGGAGACGGAGGAGCUCCGGCUGCGAAGAGGUGUCAAGCACCAGGAUUCCCAGAAUUCCUUCCUGGCUUUCCUCAACGCCCCCACCUCGGCCCUCGACCAGUUUGAUCGCUCGCCGUCCGUCGGCCCGACUAAAGGCAGACGUGUGGACUCCAUGGAUAACUUUACCCCUUCCAACACUCCAUCUCGGGAAGACGACCCCAAGUUCCACCUCAAGGCGCAUUCCCGUUCCCCUUCCAUGGCUAGCGACAUGGAGCCGAUAGAGCUGAUAGACCACCCAGGCCGAACUGUUCAGACCUCCACCAUGCGUUCAGGAGGUUACGGCAGCAUCGGACGCUCCUCACCAAAGCCCAAAGCACAUCAGUUUGUUGUCAAGUCCUUCAACGCGCCCACAAAGUGCAACCAGUGCACCUCCCUCAUGGUGGGGCUCAUCCGUCAGGGCUGCACCUGUGAGGUGUGUAAUUUUUCCUGCCACGUAACUUGUGCGGACAAAGCUCCAGCUGUGUGUCCCGUGCCCCAGGACCAGACCAAGGGCCCGCUGGGCAUCGACCCCCAGAGGGGCAUCGGUACUGCGUACGAGGGCUAUGUGAAGGUUCCCAAACCCACCGGCGUGAAGAAGGGCUGGCAGAGAGCCAUGGCUGUGGUGUGCGACUUCAAACUGUUCCUCUAUGAGCUGGGCGAAGGGAAGGCCACCCAACCAAGCGUCGUCGUCAGCCAGGUGUUGGAUAUGAGGGAUGAGGAGUUUUCAGUCAGCUCCGUUUUGGAGUCGGAUGUCAUCCACGCCAGCCGCAAGGACAUACCGUGCAUAUUCAGAGUGACAGCGUCCCAGCUCUCCCCCUCCAGCAGCCAAAAGGCGUCCAUCCUGAUCCUGGCCGACAGCGACCAGGAGAGGAACAAGUGGGUGUGUCUGCUCAACGAGCUGCACCGCAUCCUGAAGAAGAACAAGCUGAAGGAGCGCUUCGUCUACGUCCCCAAGGAGGCGUACGACUGCACGCUGCCCCUCAUCAAGACCACCCAGUCUGCUGCUAUCAUAGAUCAUGAGCGCGUCGCCCUCGGCAACGAAGAAGGCCUCUUUGUCAUCCAUGUCACCAAAGAUGAAAUAAUCCGUGUGGGUGACAACAAGAAGGUCUACCAGAUCGACCUGAUCCCCCAGGAGCAGCUGCUAGCCGUCAUCUCGGGCCGGAACCGCCACGUCCGCCUCAUCCCCACUCAGGCGCUGGACGGCCGCGAGACCGAAUCCAACAAGCUGACCGAAACGAAAAACUGCCAGAGUCUGGUGUCGGGGCCGAUCCGGAACGGCUGCCUCACCUGCCUCUGUGUGGCCAUGAAGAGUAAAGUCAUCUGCUACGAGGUGAAUAAGGGGAAAUUGCGCCACCGAGUGCUGCGGGAGCUUCAGGCCCCGGGGUCAGUCCAGUGGAUGGGCCUGCUCAACGAGCGUCUUUAUGUGGGCUACCAGUCCGGCUUCACGCGCUACAGUGUCCAUGGCGACGUGUCCCCGGUCAGCCUGCUGCACCAUGAGGACCACACCCUGGCCUUCAUCCUGCAGCAGGGCCUGAGCGCGCUGUGUGCCGUGGAGAUCUCCAGCAAGGAGCUGCUGCUGUGCUUCAGCUCCAUCGGGGUCUACGUGGACUCUCAGGGCCGGAGGUCACGGCAGCAGGAGCUCAUGUGGCCGGCUUAUCCCAACGCCGCCUGCUACAACGCCCCCUACCUGUCGGUGUACAGUGAGAACGCCGUGGAUGUGUUUGAUGUGAAUACCAUGGAGUGGAUCCAGACCAUUCCUCUGAAGAAGGUGCGACCUCUGAAUGUUGAUGGAUCUCUGAACCUGCUGGGCCUGGAAACGGUGCGCCUCAUCUACUUUAGAAACAAGAUGGCUGAGGGGGACGAGCUGGUCGUCCCGGAGACGUCAGACAACAGCAGGAAGCAGAUGGUGCGCAGCAUGAACAACAAGCGGCGCUUCUCCUUCAGGAUACCAGAGGAGGAGCGGCUGCAGCAGAGGAGAGAGAUGCUGCGAGAUCCAGAAAUGAGGAACAAGCUGAUAUCCAACCCCACCAACUUCAACCAUGUGGCCCACAUGGGACCAGGAGACGGGAUCCAGAUCCUGAAAGAUCUCCCCAUGCAGAACGUCCGUCUUCAGGAGACCCGGGCGGGGUUCAGCGGCUCCGUCAGCAUCCCCUCCAUCACCAAGAACCGGGCGGAGCCGGGCCGCUCCAUGAGCGCCAGCAGCGGACUGGGCAUACGCUCGUCGUCUCAGAACGGCAGCGCUCUGCGCAGGGAGCUGUCCGGGGGAAGCUACGGGUCCAAACGCCAGACCAUGACCUCGCCCUCCGAGAGCUCCCUGUCCUCCGGCGGGGGGAUGGACUGCGGCGACGCUCCGCUCUCCCAGUUCGACAGAGAGUGGCAGGCGGUCUCGCCGUCGGAGAAGACCCCCGAUCUGAAAAGGGCUUUAAGGACCCUCCUUAGUAAGAUGAAGGACUCGGACUCCCCCCGUCACUCCACGGCCUCCAACAGCUCCACCUUCAGCAGCCCCCCCAGCCCGGCGUCCCCACACAAGACCAAGUCCCUGUCCCUGGAGAGCACAGACCGGAUGGGCUGGGACACAUGAGCCCUCCCCACCGACCCCCUCUCCCCAUUCAGCACAGGACUCCCUAACCUCGCCCCUACACCACCCCCUCCUCCCGCCUCCACUGCCCAGAGAACUGCACCUCCCAUCCGCCGCUCCCUCCUCCUGAUGAACUGCCGCUGGACGUUGCUUCCUGAUUGGAUGGAAACACUACAACUCUGGGCCUUUUUGAGGGGAAACCCCCAAAUGAGUGAAUGAGAGCUGUGCUAUGAUUAUCCAGAAUGGACACUGACACUCUUCCCUACCCAGCCCCUCCUUCCCUCUUUAGAGAUUCGCAUAAAGACGCCAAACUUUACGACGCAACAGAAAAAAACAACAAGCGGAUUAUCGAUGAGAGAAAAAUUAUUUGUAUUUGUACAUAGGACCAGCCGGGUUUCAGGGGGACAAUUUUAAUUUAUUUAUCAAUCUUAGAUGGGGAAGGUUAGGUUUGCUUCCACGCGACAUGAAGCAAAUAUUUUCCCACAGUCGCUUUUUCUUUGGGUGUUGCGCAAAAUGUCACAUAUUAAAAAAAAAGGAAGUGAGAAAGAAAAGGAAUGAGUUUUAGUUUUCUCCUGAUACUCAGUGCAGUGACUUUAUAUUUUCUAAUUGUUAUUGUUAUUUUGAGCGUUAGCAAAAAACCUUCCUACUUCCUACUGUGCUACUCUCUUCCUCAUUGGUUCAUCCAGGGAGGCGUCCUCCGUCGUCGUAGCAUUAGACGUUCGUUCCACUUUGCUGUGCAACCAAACUGACCAACUCACUGACUCCCAUCGCGAUGAUGUACAUAGGUUCAAAGUAGAGUAAUAUAUGAUAAGGAAAAUACUAUAGAGAACUACACGGGGAAUGAGCAAAGAAAUCCUGAUUUGGUUUUCUGGUUUUUGUUUUGAGUGAUUUUGAGUUUUUAUUCACACAAAAAGCCAUUUUUAAACCACUUUGUGUUUUUUUUAAUCAGUUUUAUGAGUUAGUUUUAUAUUCUAUGUCUGACACGUGUUGUGUUUUUGGUUUUUGUGUUUUUCUCCUCCACCCCCCAUUUACGGACCGACACUACUGCUCAAACUAUCUAGUGGAAAAUGUGCAUUUCUCACCAACCUGCUAUCACACAUGUAUCUACGCUCUCGUACACUGAGGCGGUGGUUUUACGCAGCAAACGCCUCGUCCCUACGGCUCCUCUGGUCGUCCGAUGGGCGGUGGUACUGGGAUGGAAAAAAGGUUGACCCCUCUACCAAUGGAUAAGCUCUAAUUAACCAAAAACGGACAAAAGAGGGACAUUUUGGUAACAUGCUUUCUUUUGUCACAGCCUUUGCUUGUUAACAAUGUGCUAAAAUGUCCAUUAAAAGCUCUUGAUGGAAGUAGAACACUAAAACAAGGAAUGUAAACACUUAAACCAGCGCGUGACUGCGAUGUAUUUCUGAUUGUUUCGCUAAUACUAGCGAAGAGCUGGAGCUCUAAACUCGCUUGGUUUUGGGGGGAUGUUUUGGUUGUAUUUUACUGUAGCUGUUUAGCAGUUUCUGCCAUUUAUUUUGCCAGUUUUGAACCCCAUUUACAAAAAGAACAACUCAUGGAGCAGAAUCUGACAAUUUAUGGAGCAGAAUCUGACAGUAACCUGUGUGGAUUAGACACAAAUCAGACACAAUUUUCUGUUAUUUAAAACACAGAAACAUUCUUAAUACUAAUACAGUUUUCUUUUGGGUAAACUUAGAACAAACAUUCCUAUUGUACACAGUAUUUUCUCUUUUCCCCCCAUUGCAGAGUCCAAGUUGAAGCCUGUCGCGAUCAGCUCCAUAUAAGGGAAUCAAACAUUACAUACUUCAGUGGUCAUUCCUGCUGCUUCCCCCUUUUGAAAUCCAACAAAUUAGCUCUCCGUACCUCAUUCCAAGUGUUUUGUUUAUGGAUUUUAUUUUCUAUUGUGAUUUGAAGCUCAAAGCUUGUUUUCAACACCCUGAACCUUUUUAAGUGUGCAGCUCUCCAUUUCUCGCCUGCAAGUGGCGUCCAGUAGGAGGGACAGGAAGCAGACUUUGUUUGGGCGGGGGGUGUUUUAACAUCGGUCGAUAUGUUUAAAAAAUAAUAAUUUAAAACUGACUGAUCCCAGACGUUCUGGAGUGAGGAAGGAAAUCUCAGGAAAUGUGUCGAGGUCGGCCUAUGGGACGGACGGCGUGGGUCGAAGGGUGGCAGGUGAUCUGAUGGCCGAAGUGCCGCAGUUUUCUGUGGAGGAAGGCCUAAACGAAAUCAAACGCCUUUACAUUUCAGUGAGGUCUUAUCUAAAGUACCUUCUAUAAUAUUUUUGCUCUUUCAUAUCAUAUUACACUUUUUUUUUUCUAGGAUUGGUUUGUAAUAAUUUGUACAGUUUUGCAUGUUCUAGAUGUAAUCAUUUUAUUUUUGGUUUGUUUUACUUGCUCCUUUUUGGAUGGUUUGGGCGUUUUACUGAAGAUAACCCACUACAGGUGAUGUAGAUUCCUUUUUGCACAAAAAUAUUUAAGGUGUAAGGUCAAAAAUAAUGUAUGGAACUGGCUGCCACACCGAUGUGGAGAACUCAUAUUAACCUGACUCCGAUGUAUUUCAAUAAAGCGGAGGGCUGUUACAAAUACA
Molecule: messenger RNA, 9023 nt
Organism: Xiphophorus couchianus (Monterrey platyfish)
Lineage: Eukaryota; Metazoa; Chordata; Actinopteri; Cyprinodontiformes; Poeciliidae
Gene: cdc42bpab
Product: CDC42 binding protein kinase alpha (DMPK-like) b
Exons: 45
Coding region: 1020-6443 (1807 amino acids)
Biological process (GO): peptidyl-threonine phosphorylation; actomyosin structure organization
Cellular component (GO): cytoplasm; actomyosin; cytoskeleton
Molecular function (GO): protein serine/threonine kinase activity; ATP binding
Source: RefSeq, a predicted model, not a curated record